AUGCAAUUGAUCCAAUUCUGUCUUUUUUUUGUUAUUGGCUUGGCUACGGCUGCUCCUUCUGUCUACAGACGUGACAAUGGCCUCACAACCACUGUCAAGAUUGUCAAUAACUGUGCCAAAACCAUUCAACUCAGUACGUUGAGUACCACUUCUGCUUUUUCUGAUCCCAUGCCCAUGGUUCCUGGUUCCUCAAAAACAUUCACUUACGAAGGUAUGUGGUCUGGUCGUUACUGGGCUCGCGAAGACUGCCAAGGCUCUGGCUGCCAAAUUGCUGGUGCUGCUUACCCUGCUUCAUUAGCUGAAUUCACUUUUCAUGGUGCUGAUGGUAAAGAUUUCUAUGACUUGUCCUUUGUAGAUGGCUACAACUUACCUCUCAGUAUUACACCUGUUCAUCCUAACACAACAUCCACAAACCCUCUUGAGAGCGGUAAAUAUUGGUGUGGUGCUCCUGCCUGCAAGGCUGUUCCUUCUUGCCCUUCUGAAUUGCAAAUGACUGAAAAUGAUACUUAUAUUGGCUGUUUAAGUGCUUGUUCCAAGUUUGGUACCUCUGAGUACUGUUGUACUGGUGCUCAUGCUACUGCUGCUACAUGUCCUAUUAAUAAGUAUGCUUCUGCUGUCAAGCAUGGCUGUCCUGAUGCCUACAGUUUUGCUUACGAUGAUGAUACUAGUCUUUAUCAAUGCAGAGCUCCUUCUUACACUGUGACCUGGUGUCCCAACUAAAACCCUUACAUAUUAUUCUCCUAAUUUUC
This is a messenger RNA of Gilbertella persicaria, 749 nucleotides long. Its product is annotated as thaumatin. The transcript has a single exon. Bases 1 to 720 code for a protein of 239 amino acids. The record is from RefSeq and is a predicted model, not a curated record. NCBI's taxonomy places the organism in Eukaryota, Fungi, Mucoromycota, Mucoromycetes, Mucorales, Choanephoraceae.